Messenger RNA from Photinus pyralis (common eastern firefly), 770 nucleotides. RefSeq names its product histone H2A-like. NCBI's taxonomy places the organism in Eukaryota, Metazoa, Arthropoda, Insecta, Coleoptera, Lampyridae. The record is from RefSeq and is a predicted model, not a curated record. Gene Ontology annotation, cellular component: nucleosome. Gene Ontology annotation, molecular function: structural constituent of chromatin; DNA binding; protein heterodimerization activity. The transcript has a single exon. Bases 214 to 630 code for a protein of 138 amino acids.
AGAUGAGUGGCUUUAGCACAAAUUAUAAGAAAUGAUUAGUAGGAUAAAUGAAAUGUAUGCGAUGCGUACGUUAUUGUAGUGCCAACAUUUUUUUCCCGCUAUUUCACAUCUACUCUGGCAUGGAUUAGUUGACAUGUUGAAUAGAGGUUGAUAAGGUAGAAGAGAAAUCGUUAUUAAAGUUCCGUUAAAUUUCGAUUGUAAAAUAUUUUAAUCAUGUCCGGUAGAGGAAAGGGUGGAAAAGUAAAGGGCAAAGCGAAGUCGCGAUCAAACCGUGCCGGUUUACAAUUUCCUGUGGGAAGAAUUCAUCGUUUACUCCGCAAAGGAAAUUAUGCAGAACGUGUUGGUGCGGGGGCUCCCGUAUAUUUAGCGGCGGUCAUGGAAUACUUGGCGGCGGAAGUUCUCGAAUUGGCGGGUAAUGCGGCUAGGGACAAUAAGAAGACGAGGAUCAUUCCUCGACAUCUGCAGUUGGCCAUCCGUAACGACGAGGAGUUAAAUAAGCUACUCGCGGGAGUAACAAUCGCUCAAGGUGGAGUGUUGCCCAACAUACAGGCCGUAUUACUACCGAAGAAAACUGGUACGGGAUCUGGAAGCACUUCUAAAGGAACGAAAAGUCAAUCGCAAGAGUAUUAAUGGUACAUGAAAACGUUCGCAUGUUGUAACUUUUUGUAUUUUUAAUUCAUAAAUAAAACUACUGUAAAUUUUGUUGACUGGAUGAUAUGUAUAGACCUGCAUCUCUGUAUUUAAAAUCAAAUAAAAUUCUCCAGGAUGUU